UCCUAAUCACUUGACAUUUAUUGCACUCUCAACCACACUCUACCUUCCUCCAUACACCUCGAGAACAACGUGCAAUCUGUCUACUGCAGUCCGCCAGUCUACGUUAUCCUCGGAUCCGCGAACAAACAAACCCAACAACCUCAAGUUAAACAGACACCAUGCCCUCCGCGACAUCCCCGCCAACCCUGGCGUCGCACCCAGACAUCCCACCAUUCCCCUCUCCCUCGACAUUCUCCAUCCUUCCCGACAUUUACUUACUUAUCGCGCGCCUCAACAUUCUCCACCUAAACCCUCCCUCGACCUCAACGUCGGACCCGACGCAAUCACAGACUCAGACUCAAGCCCAGUCGCAAUCACAGUCACAGACUCAACUGUCAGCCACCUCAAAUGUCGUUGGUGCACAGACACAAACACAACAAGAGUCGUCGUCCAACCAGACGGCGCCACCUCACCACCUCCUAACCGACACGCCGCUGGACCUAAAAGAUCUCCCAGCGCAGAUCUACCCGAUCAAACAGAAACUAGUCAAGGCCCGUGCAGCAGUUACAGCGUUGCCGGAUAUCGAAAGGACAGUGGAAGAACAAGAGCAGGAAAUUCGUGAUUUGGAGAGGACUGUUGGGUUACUUAGGAAGAGAUUGGGUUUGUUGGCGAGCAUUGCGGCGGCAGGUCCGAGUCACCAGAACGCUGAUGCGGUGAUCGAUAAAGAUGGCGGCGAUGGUGAUGGAAAUAUGGAUGUGGAUUUGGAUGUCGAUGUGGUGAAAGAAGAGGCAGUUGAGAGUGAUACGGUCAUGCAGGGUGUGGAGGGUUGAAAGUGAAACUCAAGCAGGGCUAAGAAAUCCACCGUUUCUAAAGUCUGCGGACGCAAUUACUUUGUCUGAGAGCGAUUGAGGAUCCCAGUGUGUUGGAAACUACGGCAUUGGUCAUGCACGGAAACAGACGUGCAAGACUUAACCAUCAAUCAGUGGCGGCCGCAACGCUACGAACAGAAACAUGAGACCAGCACAGUCCGGUCUUACACCUUUGGACCAGUUCCACCGAUUCAAACAGCCAGCAGCACGUCGAACGAACCGACAUCGAUAUCGACAGGCGGAGCUCGAGCAGAACCAAAACAAAUGCCAUGCCACUUCACUUCGCGAUGCAAUGCAAUGCAGGCAACACGCUCAGCUUCUUCCCCGCCUAGGCAAUGUGCGAUGUACCUCGCUACUAUUACUGGUACCUGCCCAGUGAUGGCAAGCACGCUCUUGGCAGAGAGAACUUGGAUUUCUCCUCUCCGUGGUUCAUCGGCCUAUCAAUCCAUCUGCCGUACGACACGAGGACAGAGCCUAGCAUGAGUUGAACAAGACACGAAAAACGAGAAAUCAGAUGAAAGAGGACCGGACCCGACCAAACACACACGCACAGCUUGGCUCUAUGAAUUCUAUCUAUCUCCGGAGUCCGAGUUCCCAGUCCUUGUCCGCUUGGAAAUCCCUUCCCUGCUCUGCUCUAGCGAGGAGGCGAACGUGAUCUGAUCCUGAUUCUGUCCUGAUGUGCCCUCAGCAGAGCACGACUCGAAUUGCCAUCACCUCAACUCAACCCAACUCGAUUCAACCCAACCAAUUCAACUAGUUUUCUUCAACCCCCAGCACGGCACAACAAAAUGGCGUACUUAGUCCAGUACCUACUUACGUGUACUUACACCAUGAAACGACACCGCACGGCACACAACAUAAUGAAACAAUCAGCCCCGACGGACCCUAUUGGACCUACCCUACUACUCUACUAUCAGUGGUAGUACUAGCUGUAGAAAUCAUGACAAUGACCGUGCAGUCCUCGACCAAAAGGUGAAAAAGGCGCUGGUUGAAGGGGGUUAGAGGGCGGAUGGGAGUGGUUCUUGGUGUGGAAGGGGAGAAAAGGGAGAAGAGCGGAAAAUAAAAAUGUCGCAUAUUUUUUCCAUCACCACUUUUUUCCCUCUCAAUCGGCCAUAGGAACAAGAAAGCAGAACUUCCCGUCCGCUCAGUUGUACUUAAGCUUGUUGCCGGCUAGUUAGUAGUAACGUGGGUGACCAGUUGCGAAUCCUGGCUGCUGAUUGUUUUU
Exophiala dermatitidis NIH/UT8656 is the source of this 2073-nucleotide messenger RNA. RefSeq lists its product as uncharacterized. Gene Ontology annotation, biological process: regulation of transcription by RNA polymerase II. Gene Ontology annotation, molecular function: transcription coregulator activity. The transcript has a single exon. Bases 159 to 809 code for a protein of 216 amino acids. The record is from RefSeq and is a predicted model, not a curated record. Gene Ontology annotation, cellular component: mediator complex. NCBI's taxonomy places the organism in Eukaryota, Fungi, Ascomycota, Eurotiomycetes, Chaetothyriales, Herpotrichiellaceae.